CGCCAAGAAUCGCGACUGCAAAUCUUUGCAUCUGAUAAGAUUACCAACAGCUGAUCGGACCACUCCAAUGCUAUCACCCGUGUCUGCCCCACUCCCUGGCUUUUGACGGGGUCCGUGGAUCCUGGAGUGCCUCGUGGUGGGCAGCUUGAAAGGGCAAAGCCUAUCCGAACAGCUCCACCUUAAGGGACUACUUACCUGCUCACCUUCGCUCCUUCACUCCGGGCUACAUACGAUCCUGCGACACAUCUACACAAUUGCGGGCGCACCAACCAGUAGUAAAACCCUACAAUAAUGGCGUCUACUUCCUUGGACGACAUCAAGCAAGUGAGGGAAAGCAGUCAGAGCGUAUCACCUGUUGAAAAACCUAUCAACGAGAACAAAUCGCCCGGUGUUGCUCGCAUCGAAGCUCUCAAUGCCCACACCUCACUCACCAACCGCUGCUUCAUCUUCUUCGGCCUCUUCCUCGUGGCAUACGCCUAUGGUCUGGACGGCUCUCUUCGCGGCGUGUACCAGCCGUAUGCAACAGCUGGCUUUGAGACCCACUCAACGCUUGCAACCAUCGGUGUGUUACGAAGCGUGAUUGCCGCCGCGGCUCAGCCAACGGCCGCGAAGAUUGCCGACGUUUUUGGGCGAGUUGAGGUUGUUCUCUUGUCGAUCUUCUUCUAUGUGCUCGGAACGGUUCUUGAAGCUGUUAGCAGCAACGUAGAGACUUUCGUGGCAGGUGCGGUCUUCUAUCAGGUUGGCUACACGGUCAUGAUCGUGCUGAUUGAAAUCAUCAUCGCUGAUAUCACGUCCCUCCGAUCACGUCUCAUUGGUUCAUAUGUGCCAGCCCUACCGUUUCUCGUCAAUACUUGGGUCAGCGGCGAUGUCACUUCAGCAGUCUUGAACGCUACAACCUGGCGAUGGGGAGUAGGAAUGUGGGCAAUCAUCUACACUGUAUGCUCGAUGCCUUUGAUUGCAGCGCUUCAAUGGUCAACAUACAAGGCCAGGAAAGCCGGGGCACUUGACAAUUACAGGACUCCGUAUCAAAUAUACGGUGGCAAGCGUCUCGCAUCAUCGAUCUUCUGGCUACUGGACACCCCAGGUAUCAUACUCCUCAUUGCGGUCUUUGGCUGCAUCCUCACACCCUUCACGAUCGCAGGUGGUGUCUCCUCUCAGUGGGGGACAGCCAAAGUUAUCGCCCCUCUCGUCGUCGGUAUUCUCUGUAUUCCAGUCUUCAUCAUUUGGGAACGCCGCGCGCCGCAUCCUAUGCUGCCAUUCCAUCUCCUCGCUGACAGAGCAGUAUGGGGCGCUCUCGGUAUUGCAUGCACUCUGAACUUUGCCUGGUACAUGCAGGGCGACUUCCUCUACACUGUUCUUGUCGUCUCCUUCAACGAAAGUGUCAAGAGUGCGACGCGCAUCUCCUCACUAUACAGCUUCAGCUCCGUCAUCACUGGCCUUAUUCUUGGUGUGGUGGUUUACCGCGUACGACGCCUGAAACCAUUCAUUGUAUUCGGCACCUGUCUGUUUCUGGUAGCUUUCGGUCUGCUGAUCCACUACCGUGGCGGUACCAGUUCAGCAAACCAUUCCGGACUUAUAGGCGCGCAGAUCUGUCUUGGUAUCGCAGGCGGCAUGUUUCCCUAUCCAGCGCAAGCCAGCAUUCAGGCAGCGACCAAGCACGAGCACGUCGCUAUCGUUACGGGUAUCUACCUUGCCACCUACAACAUAGGCUCUGCGUUCGGCAACACUGUCUCGGGUGCUAUAUGGCAGCAUGUCAUCCCCAACGAGCUUGUCCGUCAGACUGGCAACGCUACUCUAUCUGCUUCAGUCUACAAGGAUCCCUUUGGAUUUGUUGCGGCGUAUCCCGUUGGCACACCAGAGAGGGCGGCAGUCAUUGUGGCAUACCGACAUGCCCAGCGCCUGCUCUGCAUCGCUGGUAUCUGCUUAUCUAUCCUUCUGAUUGGCUUCUCGCUGGUCAUCCGCAACCCGGAGCUCGGCAAGGAGCAGAGUCUGGAGAAUGCCGAGCAACACGACGAGCAGAGGACAGAGAAGAAGGGCAUGUGGGAGUGGCUCAAGCGUUGAGUAGUUCGAAAAAGGACAGGUGAACCGUGAGACCGGGGUGUAAUGAACAGACAACAGGAGCUGACACUUGACUGAUAAACAUACUGCUUUUGGUGGUGUAGAUAGUGAUGCGGAAUUUGAAUUUGCA
Molecule: messenger RNA, 2188 nt
Organism: Boeremia exigua
Lineage: Eukaryota; Fungi; Ascomycota; Dothideomycetes; Pleosporales; Didymellaceae
Product: siderochrome-iron transporter-like protein Sit1
Exons: 8
Coding region: 292-2061 (589 amino acids)
Biological process (GO): transmembrane transport; intracellular iron ion homeostasis
Cellular component (GO): endosome; vacuolar membrane
Molecular function (GO): siderophore-iron transmembrane transporter activity
Source: RefSeq, a predicted model, not a curated record